Molecule: messenger RNA, 186 nt
Organism: Racocetra persica
Lineage: Eukaryota; Fungi; Glomeromycota; Glomeromycetes; Diversisporales; Gigasporaceae
Source: the annotation of a GenBank genome assembly
AUUUUUUUCGUACCAAACAUGCGUGGAAACGAAUUGAUGAACGAGCAAAGAGACCAGAUAAUUAGUGCCCAUCUUGCAAAUGCAAAUGCUCCAAAAAUAUCAGCUGUGCUGAGCAUUGCCCAUACAACAGUAUAUGAUACUAUUGAUCAUUAUAAAAAAACUGGUUCUCCACAUUCUAAAAAAUAA